AAGGAAGUACUGAACCAAACUGCUUGGGCAAAUUAAUUUGACAAAUCAUUCGCUAGAUUCGGAUAAUUGUUGUUAGAUUACCAAGAACGGUAGAAUAUCACAACGGUAUUUUUUUCAACCAGAGCAGAUAGCAGUUCAGAUGGAAGAGAUUCUCUCAUGGAGCUACACAGCGCGUUUCGUAGACUAAUAACUAUUAUCUUUCUAGCUAGGUAGAUAAGAUACACCCAUCUUUCUGAGUAGGGUCUGACGGACGAGAUGAAUAUGAUCACAUUCUUCAUAGCUGGACUUCUGGUCCAUGUGGUCUUCUUCAUCUCCAUAUUCGACAUCUACUUCACGUCGCCCUUGGUUCAUGGCAUGAAGCCACAGCAUCUUCCCCUGCCCCCUCCAGCCAAGCGCCUUGUGCUGUUCGUGGCAGAUGGCCUGAGAGCCGACAGCCUCUUCAAGCCUGAAAUUAACGGGACUGUCCGGGCACAAUACUUAAGGAGUGUCAUUGAGGAGAGGGGUGCGUGGGGGAUCUCUCACACACGUGUGCCCACAGAGUCCCGCCCGGGUCACGUGGCUCUCAUAGCUGGCUUUUACGAGGAUGUUAGCGCCGUGGCCAAAGGCUGGAAGGAAAACCCAGUGGAGUUUGACUCGGUGUUUAAUGAAAGCAGACACGCCUGGUGCUGGGGAAGCCCGGAUAUUCUGCCCAUGUUUGCUAAAGGGGCCAGUGGAAGCCAUGUACACACAUACACCUACCCUGCCACCAUGGAGGAUUUUGCCUCCACUGACGCCUCCAAGCUGGACACGUGGGUCUUCCAUGAAGUGAAGGGCUUCUUUAACUCUGCAAAAGAGAAUCAAACUCUCCUGUCUAUAUUACACGAAGAACAGACUGUGUUUUUUCUUCAUCUUUUGGGUAUAGAUACCAACGGACAUGCCCACCGGCCCAUGUCUAAGGAGUAUCUAGAUAACAUUGGUUUGGUUGAUGAUGGAGUGGCUGAAAUGGUCUCUGUAUUUGAGGAAUUCUAUGGGAAUGAUGGAAAAACAGCAUAUGUUUUCACAUCCGAUCAUGGCAUGACAGACUGGGGAUCGCAUGGAGCCAGCCAUCUCUCAGAGACCCUCACUCCUCUAGUUGUGUGGGGGGCUGGGGUCCAGAUUGCACAGAGGACCUUCACCUCACAAACCUAUGAUGAUAACUACCUGGAAGAAUGGGGCCUGGAGACAUACAGAAGGAUCGACGUUAACCAGGCAGACAUAGCACCUCUUAUUUCGACUCUUAUUGGAGUACCCAUUCCACUCAACUCUGUGGGUGUCCUGCCACUGCAGUACCUCGACAACAGCCAGCACUUCAAAGCCGAGAGCAUGCACGCAAAUGCCAUUCAAAUACUAGAGCAAUUCAAGGUGAAAAUGAAACAGAAAGAGGAGACGACUUUAUCUUUUCUCUUCACGCCGUACCAAUUCCUGACUGAUUCUAAGCAGGCUGAAUUUGUGCGUCACGCAAGAGAGCUGAUACAGAUUGGGCGUUUUGACGAAGCGAUUGAUGGCUGCCAGGCCUUGAUAGGCCUGGCCCUGGAGGGCCUGGCCUACUACCACACCUACGACCGCUUCUUCCUGGCCUGCAGCGUGCUCCUGGGCUUUACCGGGUGGACGGCCUACGUCAUCCUCAUCAUCCUGAAGACCCAUGCGGGUUUGCGCAAGCCCCCCACCAGUAGAAACGCGGUGUCUGGAAGUGGUCUGGGGAGUGUGUUCGUGUCUGUGGGCCUACUUGUGGUUCUCCUUCUGCUGCUGCAGGCCAGCCCCAUCACCUACUACAUCUACUAUCUGCUGCCCGUGGUUGUGUGGUUCUACGUUCUGAAAGAAUCUUGGCUCUUUACCGAUGUUAUAAGAUCAGUCCACCGCCUUCCGCUGAGCAAGUGCCUUGGAUAUUUGAUACUUUUUGCAUUUGGGGUAGAACUACUGGUUGCUGGGUUUUUCUUUCGGGCUGUGCUGACCCUGGGGCUGAUGGCACUGGCACUCUGGCCUUUCAUCUCAGGCCUUUACAGGAGAGCAAAGUCCAGGACGGUGAGCUGGGUCUUGAGCUGCUUGUGCCUCUCUGUGUUCCCUCUGUUACCUGCUGUUGGAAGAGAGCCCAACACCAACUAUGUGUGGUGUGCCGGAGCUCUCACUGUGUUCCUCUCACUUUGCUACCUGUGGUCGUCACACAGGUGUCUGCAUGGGAGAGACCGCCACCUGUUCGUCGGCCAGGUGCUUCAGGUAGCGCUGUGCACCUACGUGCUGGCCAGCACCCACUCCAGCCUGCAGCAGAAACGAGGCCUACCACUCUUCAACCAGCUUGUUAGCUGGGCCACGCUGGCGUCGUCUUUUGUUUUGCCUCUGCUGAGCUCCACGCGACUCUUCCACCGGCUCUUAAGCAUCCUCAUGGCCCUGGUGGGGGUCUACCUUCUCCUCAGCACUGGGUAUGAGGCGCUCUUCCCUCUUGCACUGUCAUGGCUGAUGUUUGGUUGGAUCAACAUGGAGCAGGAGACCAUGAGCACACAGGGCAUGUCCAACAGAACUGAGCUCUCCAGCUUUGACUUCACUGAAACGAUCGACUUAACCAGAAUCAGACAGCUGAGGCUGGAUGAUAUCCGAAGAUCAUACUUCUUUGUGUUCUUCAUAAUAAUUGCAUUCUUUGGCACAGGAAACAUUGCCUCCAUAAACAGUUUUGACCCAGCAUCUGUCUACUGCUUUCUAACAGUCUUCAAUCCUUUCAUCAUGGGUGGACUGUUGAUGUGGAAGGUCCUUAUUCCCUUUGUGAUCGUAAUGUGCGCAUUUGAAAGCAUCCAAGUGUCGACGCGGCUUUCCUCGAGAAGUCUUUUCCUCAUCGUGCUUGUCAUCUCCGACUUGAUGGCGCUGCACUUCUUUUGCUUGGUGAAGGACUAUGGAAGCUGGCUUGACAUUGGCACUAGCAUAAGUCACUACGUCAUUGUCAUGUCCAUGACCAUCUUCUUGAUGCUUCUGAGUAUAAUGACACACAUCCUGACAUCAAGGAGAAUUGUAAUUGGACGAAAAAUGAAGAUGCACUUUACAUGAGGACAAGUGGAUGGGCAUUUUACUAAAGCAGCACAAGAAGGUCUGUUCUUAUGUAAAAUUUAACAAAAACAGAAACCAAACAAAUCUAGUGACUAGACAACUAGCCAGUUUGUUGUGUAGGCAGUGUGUUGCCACUUUAUUAUUUAAAUUAUUAAUACAGUUGGCAUAAUUAUUUUCAUAGAAAAGUGGCAAAAGAUCAGGUAACUGGACUGUGAUGGUUGGAGGAAAUGAACUGCACACAACACCUGUGAAAAUGUUCUGUGUGUCAAAAAUGGCACUCAUCCGUUAGUUUGGUCUCUGCACAGUGACUCAUUUGUUACAGCUGGAAAUAGUGAUAGCUGUGGUGCUUUUGUGUGUUAUGCAAAUUUCACUAUUGCCAAAUUCAUUAGUAAUAUGUAAAAUGUUGAGUGGUGGUAUGGUUAGUUUUCAUGUCAAAGAUCAACAAAGCCCUUUAAACUGGAGCAUUUGUUUUUCUUUUUGUGCUGACUUUUGUUUUAGUCUGUCAUGGUUGUGAUAUAUUUCAACUGUGAAUCAGCUUAAGGAAAAUAAUCACUUAUGUUCUAUGUUGCUCUAUGCCAAAGAUGCAGUGUGUAAUGUAACUGAACUGAGAAGACAUUUUUACUUGAAUUGAUGUUUAACUCAUAGGUCAUUAAUUGGUGAGAUGGUACAGUUAUGUAUUUAUUAUUUCAUAUGUCCUAGACAAAUAAAAAUAAUUUCAGAGAUUGUCA
Molecule: messenger RNA, 3779 nt
Organism: Electrophorus electricus (electric eel)
Lineage: Eukaryota; Metazoa; Chordata; Actinopteri; Gymnotiformes; Gymnotidae
Gene: pign
Product: phosphatidylinositol glycan anchor biosynthesis, class N
Biological process (GO): GPI anchor biosynthetic process
Cellular component (GO): endoplasmic reticulum membrane
Molecular function (GO): mannose-ethanolamine phosphotransferase activity
Source: RefSeq, a predicted model, not a curated record